AAGGCUGAAAUUGUUACCGGGGUGAUGUAAGGCCCCCGCGGCGGCGGGGACGCGGGAGUGGGCACAUGGGGGUGCGGGGGUGCGGGUGCCAAGCGCCAUGGGUUAGGCCCGAGAUUGGAGUCCGGCCGCCCCCCGCUGCUCCCCGCGCGCCCCGCGCGCCACCAUGUCGGGCGACAAACUCCUGAGCGAACUCGGCUAUAAGCUGGGCCGCACCAUAGGAGAGGGCAGCUACUCCAAGGUGAAGGUGGCCACGUCCAAGAAGUACAAGGGCACGGUGGCCAUCAAGGUGGUGGACCGCCGGCGAGCGCCGCCGGACUUCGUCAACAAGUUCCUGCCGCGCGAGCUGUCCAUCCUGCGGGGCGUGCGGCACCCGCACAUCGUGCACGUCUUCGAGUUCAUCGAGGUGUGCAACGGGAAGCUGUACAUCGUGAUGGAGGCGGCCGCCACCGACCUGCUGCAGGCCGUGCAGCGCAACGGGCGCAUCCCCGGCUCGCAGGCGCGCGACCUCUUCGCGCAGAUCGCGGGCGCCGUGCGCUACCUGCACGACCACCACCUGGUGCACCGCGACCUCAAGUGCGAGAACGUGCUGCUGAGCCCGGACGAGCGCCGGGUCAAGCUCACGGACUUCGGCUUCGGCCGCCAGGCGCACGGCUACCCGGACCUCAGCACCACCUACUGCGGCUCGGCCGCCUACGCGUCCCCCGAGGUGCUGCUGGGCAUCCCCUACGACCCCAAGAAGUACGACGUGUGGAGCCUGGGCGUGGUGCUCUACGUCAUGGUCACGGGCUGCAUGCCCUUCGACGACUCGGACAUCGCCGGCCUGCCCCGGCGCCAGAAGCGCGGCGUGCUGUACCCCGACGGGCUCGAGCUGUCCGAGCGCUGCAAGGCCCUCAUCGCCGAGCUGCUGCAGUUCAGCCCCUCGGCCAGGCCCUCGGCCGGCCAGGUGGCGCGCAACGGCUGGCUGCGGUCGGGGGACUCCGGCUAGGGCAGGGGGCCCGCCCUGCCCGCCUCCCGGGUCGCGGCCGGCACGGCGCACGCGCAAGGGACGCCGCCGCGCUUCCGGGUUCCUGCCGCGCCGCCGCGCGCCACGGCGCACGCGCCCUGCCCCGGUCCCCCCCUCCCACGGCGGAGGCCGCAGCUGCCCCGCCUCCGAGGCUAGCUCCUCCCCCUCCUCCACCACGCCGAGAGCUGGAGAGCGCACGCGCGCCUUCGAUUCCCCGCCCCCAGGCCCCGGGAGGGGCGGGGCGAGAACGAGAUGGACGGCCUGCGCCUGCGCCUGCGCGGAACGAGCGACGGCUCCCCGGCCCGCGGCGUCCGGGAGGAGCUGCUGGGGGGGCGGCCGCGCGCCGACGGCGUCGCUCCCCAGGCGGCCGCGGAUGCCCGGUUUCCCGUCGAGACCCGCAAUAAACUUCGCUCUACCUCGCACCUGUUUCACGGAGCGCAGCGGGGAAAGGGGAGGCUGGCCCCGUUUGGAGAGAAACGCGUGUCCGGCUCCCGGCCGGGGGCCGGGGGCGAGCAAGCCCUGCUCGGCGAGGGCCCCCUGACCCCGAGGUCCCCCGGGGGGAGUAAGGGGCCGGCUCCUUGAACACCUGCUGUGUGACCAGGCCUGGACCCUGCCCUUGUCCGCGAGGCCAGUGGAAGGUCAAAGACGUGGAGGUCAAGUAGCUUCGAGCUGUAGCGAUGCCAGGCGGGGGCGGGGGUCUACCCAGAGGGACCCCACAGGGUGGGUUCGCAGCCGCUGACUGCCCCUUUCCCUAAACCCACCUGUGUGCGGUCCCAACCGUGCCCAGCCCUGCUCACUCUGCAGCCCCGGGGACCGAGCGCCCCCCGCUCUCCCCUCUGCUAACGGCUGUGGCCCUGGUCCUGGCUGGACUUCCCUCACAGGGAGGGCGGGUGUUGGGAGGGGACGUGAAGGCUCCGAAUUAAACCGCGUCCUCACCCCCCACCCUGCGGGCCUGGAGUCUGUCCGUCCCCACCUCGGGGCCUCUUCACCCAUCUGUCCCCGCUCCACGCCCAGCUGUGUGGCUGGGGCCCUCUGCCCACCGGCGCUGGCUGAUGGAUGGGAGUGCAGAGCUCGGUAGCCAGGGGCCCGGGUCAGAAGGGACAAGGAGAAGCCGGUGAGCCCGGCAGGUGCAGCGGGACAGCCUUGGGGUUUAACUUCUGCCUUAGCCUGGGCUUCGCGAGCCCCAGAGGCCAAGCCCGGCACAUCCUUAACACCGACGACAAGCGGUCAGCAGGGACUGCGGGAGCCCACAGUGCAGCAGGUGCCUCCUGCAGCCCGGGGCUGGGGGCGGAGAGAGAGGGGGGGGAGAGGAGCAGUCACACCGUGUCCCUCCCUUUAUUGUCCUUUAGAGUCCGAAGCUCAGCAUACAAUGGACGCCAGCCACCCACGCGGCCUCUCUGGUGAGGGGAACGUUAAUAGUGAAGAUUCAGUCACAAAGAAUGCGGGUGACAACCUUCCCCAGACAGCCCGCCCUGGUCUAACUUAUUUCGCGGUGCGCGAUGGUCCUGGGAUGCCCCCUGGGGCCUGCCCCUGCUGGCCAGGUUCUGGGACGUUUUUUGGUUACGAUGGGAUUGGGGGGUGGGUGCUCCCAGGUUCCGGGGAGCGCGGGAUCUGGACCCCAGCAGCGCUCGCUCACCCACACCCCGCCGCGGGGCCUCUUUCUUGGGCUCAGAGAACGUCACCCCGCCCCGCAGAGGGGGAACCCAAGCCAGUAACAGGUGCAGGACGGCCAAGGCCGGAAAUGAAGCAAUGACCGGGCAGCUCCCCCAGCUCAGUUCGUUUACGUCACAGCGUGCCAUCCCUGACCCGGCCGCUCCCUGGGACGCAGAGGCGGGGCUUUGCCCGUCCCACCCUGCCGGGCCACAGACAAGGCUUGGAGGAACGGCCGGCCACGCUCAGUGAGGCUGGGAGCAGCGGGGCGUCGGCUCCGCACCCUGGGGCUCCCCGCUCCCGACUCGCUGCACAGAGCUCGGGACAGGGACCCGGCUCCCAGCCCUGCAGCAGGUGCUCCCCCGGCAGAGGCCUGGCGCCCCGACACGUGAGGACAGGCACGCGUGCACACUCUGCUGGUGUAAAAGCGCCCACCCCCACCCGCGGGCCCACCCCCCUCCAGAUCCGCGGCUCCUGGAGUGGAAGCCGCCCACCAAGGGGACGCCCGUGAACCCACACGACAGGCGCCAGGGGUUAAAUGAGCCUUUAUUAGAAUGUUGUAGCAGGUGUUGGAAGAAGGCGGCCCUACAAAAUGAGGGUUUUAAAUUAAAGUCCCUAACUGCGUCCUUAGGGAAACCGGGGCUGGAACUGACCAGGGACCACGGCCCCGCCCUCCAGUGCCGAGGGGCCCCGCCCGCGGCGCACAGACGGCGGCGUCCGCCUCUCCUUUCGGAACUGAUUUGUAGCGAGUCGGAGGAAGGAACAGAAAGAAAAAUAAAACUAAAAGCAGACCUGAUCCUUAAAAAAAAAAAAAAAAAAAAAAAACGAAAACAGAAAA
Oryctolagus cuniculus (rabbit) is the source of this 3491-nucleotide messenger RNA. RefSeq names its product testis specific serine kinase 6 (gene TSSK6). Gene Ontology annotation, cellular component: cytoplasm. Gene Ontology annotation, molecular function: ATP binding; tau-protein kinase activity. Gene Ontology annotation, biological process: microtubule cytoskeleton organization; protein phosphorylation; intracellular signal transduction. The record is from RefSeq and is a predicted model, not a curated record. NCBI's taxonomy places the organism in Eukaryota, Metazoa, Chordata, Mammalia, Lagomorpha, Leporidae.